Cylicocyclus nassatus is the source of this 978-nucleotide messenger RNA. NCBI's taxonomy places the organism in Eukaryota, Metazoa, Nematoda, Chromadorea, Rhabditida, Strongylidae. The record is from the annotation of a GenBank genome assembly.
ACACUGGUGAAAGAGUCUGACUGAUACUGUCUGCAAGCUGAUCGGCUGCAUAUGCUGGUACUGAAUGUCUACUAAACGUGCUAAUCGAAAGGACCAGCGCAAAGCCUUGGCAAGGAGCAAAAGCGCGGCAAGGCCGAGACCUCCAGGACCUGGAAGGGAUAUUUCAAGGAGACCUUAUGAGAUAACAGUCAUAGUUCUUGGUGCUACUAGGGUUGGAAAAUCAGCAAUGGUUUCGCAAUUUCUUUGGGAAGGAUUCGUUAGCGACUACAGACCAACAGUUGAAGAAUUCAACUGGAUAGAGUAUGAGUUAGGAGAGGGCAGCGCGCUAAUGUUACAGGUUAUUGAUUCUAGCGGAUCUCGUGACUUUCUUGCAAUGCGACACUUCUAUAUUAGAACGGGUGACGCAUUUUUGGUUGUGUUUUCCAUCGACGAUGCUCAAUCUUUUGAAGAGGCGAAAAGGAUAAUUGAGGAAAUACAAGAAGAGAGGAAUAAAAAAGUGCCAAUCGUUCUUGUUGCGAACAAAUGUGACCUUUAUGCAGACAUUAUGGAUUGGAAAGUUAGGGGGUCCCACCAGUACGCCUACACUCAUUCGAUUCCCAUUAUGGAGUGCAGCGCUAAACGACAGACAGAGGUAGCCGAGGCAUUCAAAGAACUUCUCGAACGACUUCGUGAUGAGAAUAGGAUAGGGAUCACCAAUUUAGUGAAGCGAAGACAAUCAAUGCCGAGUACCCGAGCCUACAGCGGUAUCGAUGUGGCGGAUGUGGAAAAGCUGAAAGGCAAACAAAAAUCAAGUUGUGUGAUCUCUUGAGAUCUGAUUCUGUGUUUUGACUGCAAAUUUCUCUCCGCUCAAACUGCUUGCCACCAUUACUAGACAUCCGCUAGCCUACUAUGUGUAUAUUCUCUUCGUUCACCAAUCUAUUGAUAAAUAGUGACGGGUGCAGAAAGCUUUACUAUAGAAAUAAAUAUUGAGAAGCUGUG